Molecule: messenger RNA, 1705 nt
Organism: Hydractinia symbiolongicarpus
Lineage: Eukaryota; Metazoa; Cnidaria; Hydrozoa; Anthoathecata; Hydractiniidae
Exons: 6
Coding region: 121-1539 (472 amino acids)
Biological process (GO): potassium ion transmembrane transport
Cellular component (GO): voltage-gated potassium channel complex
Molecular function (GO): delayed rectifier potassium channel activity
Source: RefSeq, a predicted model, not a curated record
UUCUUUAUGAAAUGAACAUCUGCGUGCAAAACAUGGUUAGGAAACAAAAGUGGAGAAAAAAAAAUGUUGAUUAAUAUUUUUUUGUAUAAAUCGUAUAUAUAAUGUCUUCCAACUGCAUAGAUGAUUUUUCAACAGUUAAAAAUGGCUUCUCUCUUGAGUUCUGCCAUAUUAUUUUUGUUCACUCUCCAAGUUUGGGAGUGCAACGCUAAUCAUACAAUAGUCUGGUGGGAAGUAAAGCCAUAUGCGUACACGGAGAAGGGCGAGAUAAAGGGGAUGUUUCCAGAUAUACUUAGUAACUUUUAUAAAUACUGCGGAAAUAAUAUCAUCUUCGCCGUUAACGAUGUAAACAAUCACCGAAACAAUUAUUCAAGGUUCCUGGAUAAUGUGAAGUUUAAUCUCUCACAUAUCAACUCAAGUGAUAUGUUAAUUUUUCCGAUUUUAAAAUCCAAUGUUCAGCUGCAGCAAAAGAGAUACAUUGCCAAAACACUUUUCCACGCACCGGGGGUUUGCGUAGUAAUGAGAAAACAAUCGAUCUCCAUUCACAAAAAGUUGGUGGAUGGCAUAGUUAAAACUUUUCCCAUGUUUAUUGCUGGAGGUUGCAUCACAAUGUCAAUUGGUAUCUUUGUUUGGCUGCUUGAAAAACAUUUUAACGCAGAAUUUCAACGCAAGUUUCCAACGGGAAUGUGGGAUGGAUUCUGGUGGGCAACAGUUACUAUGACGACGUUAGGUUACGGUGAUAUGGUUCCGCGUGGUUUUAUAAGCCGAAAUUUGACCGUUUUUCUACUGUUUUUUGGAAUGGUCUUCAUUGCUAUUGUGACAGCUACCAUUACCGAUUCUCUCUCCGAAUUUGAUAAUGCUAGUAUCGUUAAGAAACAGGUGGCCGUUCUAAGACACUCAGCAGAAUACAGAAUUGCAGAACAACACGACGCAUAUCCUAUAGAAUAUGAAACAUUCGAAGAGAUUUUAGAUUCAGUACGUCAACAAAGAAUAAGCGCUGCUCUUAUUAAUACGCAUGUGUGUAGUUGGAUGCAGGAUGAAAUCAGAAAAGAAGAUGUUGACAUCUUGACUCGCCUUAGUAUUGUGCAUGAAAUUAAAAAUCCAUUUCCCGUGUGGUACUUCAGAAGAAAUGUAGGGAAGCCGGGUGACGCCGAAAGAAAUAAAAAAUGUUAUGACGAGCACAAAGUGGAGAUUGUCGACGAAGUGGCCAGAUUUUAUUAUAAUCACACAAAAAUUGAUACAGUGUAUUCACCGUCAUUGUCAGAAAGUUUCGACUUCCAAACAGGAUAUCUAUUCCACUUCGUCAUUACUUUAUCAGCAUUUAUUGUAUUAGCCACGAUUGAUCGCAUCAUCGAGCUUCUUCUCCGCAGAAGGCGACAAAACUCUCUACGAUAUGACAUAAACGCGAUGGAGAGUGUGCCGAAGGAGGACAUUAUUAUGAAAUUGCAUGUUGAAAACGAACUCCUAAAAAUAAAUAAAAAUUUUGAAGAGCUGAAGCAAAUGGUGAAUGAUUUAAGAAAAGAAAAAAUGGUCUCGCAGUAAAAAACGCUGAAACAUUUUUACCAAAACAUAACGAGGAACUAGCACAUGGUGCUUAUCGCGUGACUCUUCUAUUAUAAAUAAAUAUAUUUUGAUAGAGUUAUCGUUGUUAAAACUUGUAAGUCAGAAAUGAUAGAUGACUUGCCAAUAAUUAAAAUAGUUUACAAUA